AUGGCUUCACUAACACCGCUCGGCUGGGUGCUACACGGCACGUGCAGUCGCACCGUCGGACAUAGAGUGCACUUCACGCAAGAAAUAGAGAGCGAUGACCGCCUUGACUCGGAGCUCAAGAACUUCUUUUCGUUGGAGGCUCUGACUAUUGCCCCUAAGUUGCCUCGCAACGACCCCGAAGCCCGAGCACUGAAGAUAUUGGAUAAAAAGACCACACGGAGGCUGGAAGCCACUGAAAGAAAAAUAGAAAAGGACCCGGAAGUCAAGGGCAAAGUCAUAGAACAAAUGGACGCGGCGGCGAAGACAAGAGGAAUGGCACUCAACGACGCGCUUCUCACCGGGCCCGACCUCCUGCAAUCCCUACCCGGCGUGCUCAUGAAGAUGCAAACGCAGAAGAGUUCGCUGCGCGCGCAAUAUCCAAAGGCCGCGGCAGCUGUAAGAGACAACCACUAUAUGGACGACUACAUCCAGAGCUUCGAGAACGAAGAGUCGGCCAUCGAGAUCGCCGCCCAAGUACGCGACAUCCAUCGCCGAGCGCACUUCCAUCUGCGCAAGUGGAUCUCCAACUCGCCGCGGGUGCUGCAGGAGCUGGAAGAGGAGCAGGCGCUCGAGGAGCGCUCCCUGGGCCCCAAGAACGAAAAGGUCCUAGGAAUGAUAUGGAAGACGUCAUCCGACGCAUUGAAGUACAACUUGGACCUGAGCCGACUGCCCGACGACAUCCUACANUUCUCGUUGGAGGCCUUGACGAUUGCCCCUAAGCUGCCUCACAACGACCCCGAAGCCCGAGCACUGAAAAUACUGAAAGAGAAAACCACGCGGUUAAUGGACGGACGCUUCCAAACCGGGUUAUUAUGGAAAAACGAAGAUAUCAAGAUGCCUGAGAACAGAGACUACGCCCUCAGGAGGCUGGAAGCCACCGAGAAGAAAAUAGAAAAGGACCCAGAGGUCAAGGGCAAGGUCAUCGAGCAGAUGGAGGCCCUGGUGAAGAAAGGAUACGCAGAACUCGCGCCCGUCAAUAGCGACAGUGACAAGAGAUGGUACCUGCCCUGCUUCCCGGUCUUCAAUCCUCAGAAGCCGGGAAAGAUCAGGAUGGUGCACGACGCGGCGGCGAAAACGAAGGGUAUGGCGCUCAACGACGCACUUCUCACCGGGCCCGACCUCCUGCAAUCCCUACCCGGUGUGCUGAUGAAGAUGCGUCAGCACCGAGUAGCGGUGUCUGCAGACAUUGCAGAAAUGUUUCUUCAGGUCAAGAUCAUCCCAGAGGACCGGGACGCUCUACGGUACCUCUGGCGGGGGUGCGACAGGACAGCUCCACCCCAAGAAUAUAGAAUGACCUCGUUAAUCUUCGGGGCCACAUCCUCACCGGCUACUGCUAUUUACGUGAAAAACAGAAACGCAGAAGAGUUCGAUGCGCAAUAUCCAAAGGCCGCGGCAGCUGUAAGAGACAACCACUAUAUGGACGACUACAUCCAGAGCUUCGAGAACGAAGAGUCGGCCAUCGAGAUCGCCGCCCAAGUACGCGACAUCCAUCGCCGAGCGCACUUCCAUCUGCGCAAGUGGAUCUCCAACUCGCCGCGGGUACUGCAGGAGCUGGAAGAGGAACAGGCGCUCGAGGAGCGCUCCCUGGGCCCCAAGAACGAAAAGGUCCUAGGAAUGAUAUGGAAGACAUCAUCUGACGCGUUGAAGUACAACUUGGACCUGAGCCGACUUCCCGACGACAUCCUACUCCGGAAGCCCACCAAGAGGCAGGCCCUCCAGGUGGUCAUGUCCCUAUUCGACCCCCUGGGCCUCGUGUCGCCGGUGACAGUCCAGGCGAAGCAAAUACUUCAAGAGAUUUGGAGGCGGAGCACCGCGUGGGACGAGCAUCUACAGGAUGACCUGGCGGAGAGGUGGGCCAAAUGGGUCCAGCAAUUGGAAGCCCUCCGUGCCAUCGAGAUACCCCGGUGCUACCCUCACUUCACUCAAGGCGACAAUCUCCAAUUACACGUAUUCGUCGACGCCAGCGAGACCGCCUACGCCGCCGCCCUCUAUUGGCGGGUGGAAGACAGCGACGGGCGGGCGCACACGACACUGGUCCUGGCUAAGAGCCGGGUCGCGCCGCUGAAGACCACCUCGAUUCCCCGCCUGGAGCUGCAGGCCGCAGUUAUGGGUACGCGGAUGGCGAGCUGCGUCCUUGAAGAACACGACCGAAAGCCGACAACAAGGACGUUCUGGACGGACAGCCGAACGGUCCUCACGUGGCUACGAACGGGCGCACGGUCCUACAAACCGUUUGUGGCGCACCGUAUAGCAGAGAUUGAAGAAAACACCAAGAUAGAGGAAUGGCGCUGGGUGCCCACCAAGAUGAACGUCGCGGACGACGGAACGCGCGACGUGCCCAGGGACUUCGACAGUGAGCAUCGAUGGUUCAACGGGCCCAGUUUUCUGCGGGACGACCCAGCGACCUGGCCAACCGAAGAAAGGAAGAUUCAGCAAGACACCGGGGAGGAAAGAGCAAAUUUGAUAGACAGGAGAGCCACAAAGCUGCUAGAAGUGAUCCCGCAGUGCGACCGGUUCUCCAGGUGGGAGAGGUUCGUGCGAACCACCGCUCGCGUCCUGCAAUUUGUUGACAGAUGCAGGCCGACAACGAAGCAGGCUGCUUACGCACGGACGCGGGCCAACAAGGUGGCAGACCCCACCUGGAGGAAGCCGCAGUCACGAGACACCAGAGGGCGCGGUCACAAGAAGGAAGUACAGCAGACUGAAGACAAGUUCGUGGCCCUCCCGGCAGAGCUCCUCAUCCGGGCUGAAGAUUUAAUAGUGCGCGCGUGCCAGGAAGACAGUUUCAGAGAAGAGAUCCACUGUCUGUCCCAGCAUCGACGCGUCAAUCGAGAUAGCAAGUUAUUCAAGAUCGCAGUGGAGUUGGUUGACGGGUUAUUGACCAUCAAAACCCGUAUAGCUGCAGCCGAAGACGUCCCGGAGGCGGUAAAGCGGCCGCCUGUCCUAGACGGCCGUCACCACAUCGCAAGGCUGUACAUCGGGCACGUGCAUCGCAGCGGUCACCACCAGGGGGUGGAGGCCACCAUCAACGAGUGCCGGCAGAGGUUCCACAUCCUGGGACUUCGGCCGACGGCACGCAGCAUCGUGCACCAGUGUACGCCGUGCCGCCGACGACGGUGGGCGCCGCCUGCGCCCCCGACCGGGGACCAUCCCGCCGGUCGGCUCGCGCACCAUCAGCGCGCCUUCACCUUCACGGGCGUCGACUACUUCGGGCCGCUGCUCACCACCGUGGGGAGAGCCACCAAGAAGACCUACGUGGCCCUGUUCACGUGUCUCACGACGCGUGCGGUCCACCUUGAGAUGGCGGCAUCACUCACCACCGACUCCGCGGUGAUGGCACUGCGGCGGUUCGUCGCGAGACGAGGCUGUCCCAGAACCAUCUGGUCCGACAACGGGACCAACCUCCACGGCGCCGAGAGAGAGCUCCGGCGCGCUAUCGACAACGCGACAGAAGAGGAAGCGGCCAAGCGGAGGAUAACCUGGCGCUUCAUCCCUCCCGGCGCUCCUUUCAUGGGCGGAGCGUGGGAGCGCUUAGUGAGGUCCGUCAAGACGGCCCUGUCGGCCGUGAUGGACAGCCGACCGACCAGCGAGGAGACCCUCGCCACCCUGCUCGCCGAGGUUGAGAUGACGGUGAACAGCCGUCCGCUCACCCACGUCUCUGUCGACCCGCAAGACCCGGAGACGCUGACCCCCAACCACUUCCUGCUGUUGGGGCCAGCCCACGCACCACCGGCGGGAGAGACCUCCCCGCAAGACCUCCUGGGCAAGGCGAGUUGGCGGACGGCGCAGCGCCUCGCCGACAUGUUUUGGGCGAGAUGGCUUCGAGAGUAUCUGCCCGAGCUCCAGCACCGGCGGGAGCCCCAUGGGAAGGGCCCUGCAGUCCAGCUGGGUGACGUCGUCCUGAUCGCCGACAACACGCUGCCUCGCAACACCUGGCCGCUGGGGAGAAUCGUGGCUACGUACCCCGGCCCCGAUGACAUCGUGCGAGCAGUGGACGUGCAGACCAAGGGCGGCAUCCUACGGCGACCUACGAAGAAGCUGGUGGUGCUGCAGUCGACGACAGAGCCUGCGAACGUUCUUCCCACGGAGUGAUGCGUCGCGGCUACGAGGCUUCACCACGACGCACGGCGGGAGAAUGUACAG
Molecule: messenger RNA, 4182 nt
Organism: Ostrinia furnacalis (Asian corn borer)
Lineage: Eukaryota; Metazoa; Arthropoda; Insecta; Lepidoptera; Crambidae
Exons: 4
Coding region: 1-4131 (1376 amino acids)
Biological process (GO): DNA integration
Molecular function (GO): nucleic acid binding
Source: RefSeq, a predicted model, not a curated record